This is a messenger RNA of Paramecium sonneborni, 1248 nucleotides long. The record is from the annotation of a GenBank genome assembly. NCBI's taxonomy places the organism in Eukaryota, Ciliophora, Oligohymenophorea, Peniculida, Parameciidae.
AUGUAAAUAAAAGUCAGCCUCAUCUUCCAUAUUGGCAAGCAAUUGUUGAUAAAUUCUUAAUAAAAUUUAAACUGCACAGUAUAUGAAUCUGAUGGUAAUUCUUGUGCAAUAGCAGCUGCAAAGCUAAUUAUUAAGUAAUUUGGAUCAGUUGAUAUAACAAAAACUAGUUUAAAUACGAAUAACUAUGAGAAAAUAAUAAAUUGGGAAGCAUACUAAUAAGCUAAGGACAGUUACAAUUAUAUUAGAGUAUAAUUCUUUCUUUAAUUUUAGGAACUAGAAAUAUAUAGAAAUCCAUACUUUUACCUAUGGACACGUUACUUUACAACUGCACCAAUAUGGGAGAUCGAAGAACAUACAUAUUAUAUAAUUGAAUUAACAGACGAAGAUUUGAAUUUCUUUUCAUUUAAUAAUCGAAGAGAUUUGAAUGAAAAACAUGAAAUCGAAUAAGUUAUACUAGAGGGGGAACACUUAAAAUAUAAUCGAACUAUUAUAUUUCUAUGUGUGAAGGAUUUUGAUUAAGGAAGAUAUCAUGCUCCAAAGAUGUAUAUUGAUACUGUUGGUUUAUUUAAUGGAAUAUAUAGAAGAAAAUAAGAAAGAUGGUUAUGGUACAAUGUUACUUAAGGAAGUUAUCCUGAUGAGGAUACUCUUAAAUAAACAAAUGUAAUAAUAAUACCAGGAAGCACAAGUUCUGCUUAUGAUGAUAAAGUAUGGAUUCGUAGUUUAUAAAAUUUCAUUUUGAAUGUUUACUAAAAUUAUGCUCAAAUAAAAAUUAUGGGUAUUUGUUUUGGAUUUUAAAUACUUGCUUAAGCAUUUGGAGGAAUUGUUGUACCUUGCUAAAACAGAAUCAAACAUAAAGGGUUUUAUUAUUAUGGAAAUGAAUUAAUCAAAAUUGAAAAGAAUUUUUUUAAGAUCGGAUGUUUCAAGGAAUUAACAUAAAUUGAUAGUAUAAUAAUUAAUAAAGCUCAUGGUGACAUAGUUACUUAAUUACCUGAGAGAUUUAUUAAUUUUGGAUCAUCUAAAACUGCUUAAAAUGAAAUUUUCUUUUCUGAAGAUUAAAGAAUAUUUGGAAUGUAAUCUCAUCCAGAAUACUCAUCUCAAUAAAUUUUAUUAUUUAUUAGUGGAAUUUAAUCAGCUGGAGGAAAUAAAAGUUUUGAAGAUUACUACAAUGAUGCUGACAAUAAGAACUUUGUUAAAGAAAAGGGUGAUUAGUUAGGAUUGUUGAUGUGUCACAAAUUUUUAUAAUCUUGA